GGACUCAGUCCGAGGCAGAGGCUCCUUCCGAAGAUGUGAAGAGCACCACCGCGUUUCCCACAGCACCUCGGGUUUUUUUUGUACGUUUCGCCGGGGAGAAACCUUUUUUUGUAGUAAAUGCACUUUGCAGCAGUGCUACACUCGCGAUUUUCUUUUUCCUUUUUUUUGAUUUUUCGCAUUUCUGAGCGAUCGCUAUGGCAGUUCAGUCCACAUCCGGGCCACAAUGCCUUGACUCCAUUAUUGUCUAAAACUGGCGGAGUGGUUGAUAAACCUUGUUAUUUCUUACGUUUAACGACACAUUUUUACUACGUGCAGUGAAGGCUGGGACCAAGAGGAGAUGUCCAACCAAGGAGUUCGGCGGAAUGGCCCGGUGAAGCUGCGACUAACAGUCCUCUGCGCCAAGAACCUGGUGAAGAAGGACUUCUUCCGCCUCCCAGAUCCCUUUGCCAAGGUGGUUGUGGACGGCUCAGGGCAAUGCCACUCUACAGACACUGUGAGGAACACACUUGACCCCAAGUGGAAUCAACACUAUGACCUAUACAUUGGAAAAUCAGACUCCAUCACUAUCAGCGUGUGGAAUCACAAGAAGAUUCACAAGAAGCAAGGGGCUGGAUUCCUGGGCUGUGUACGCCUUCUAUCCAACGCUAUCAACCGCCUUAAAGACACAGGCUACCAGAGACUAGACUUGAACAAGCUGAGUCCCAACGACAGCGACACAGUCAGAGGCCAGAUCGUGGUGAGCCUGCAGUCCAGGGACCGGAUAGGCACAGGAGGCCCUGUGGUGGACUGCAGUCGGCUGUUUGACAAUGAUCUUCCAGAUGGCUGGGAGGAGAGGAGGACCGCGUCUGGACGAAUCCAGUACUUGAACCACAUCACACGCACCACACAGUGGGAGAGGCCUACCAGGCCUGCAUCAGAGUACUCCAGCCCUGGCCGGCCCCUCAGCUGCAUUGUGGAUGAGAACACACCCAUCAGUACGAAUGGGGCCACACCCACCACAGCAUUGCCAUCCAGUGACGGUGACCAACGGGUCCAGGAGAGACGGGUCCGCUCUCAAAGGCACCGCAACUACAUGAGCAGAACCCACCUGCACACACCUCCGGACCUGCCUGAGGGAUAUGAGCAAAGGACCACGCAGCAAGGACAAGUGUACUUCCUCCACACUCAGACGGGUGUCAGCACGUGGCACGACCCCCGAGUACCCAGAGAUCUGAGUAAUGUGAACUGUGAGGAACUGGGCCCUCUACCUCCAGGAUGGGAGAUACGGAACACUGCCACCGGGAGGGUUUACUUUGUCGACCACAACAACCGAACCACGCAGUUCACAGACCCGCGCCUUUCUGCCAACCUGCAUCUAGUCCUAAACCCAAGCCCUAAUGGUUCUCGAGGAGGCAUCGAAAGUCAGAAUGUCAGUCGUCAGAACCAGUUGAAGGAUCAGGCCCAGCAGGCUCUGGUGUCCCCCGGUCAGCUCCCAGAGGAGGCCGAGUGCCUAACGGUGCCCAAGUACAAGAGAGACCUUGUUCAGAAGCUCAAGAUCCUCCGUCAGGAGCUGUCCCAGCAGCAGCCUCAGGCUGGCCACUGCCGCAUUGAGGUGUCCCGUGAGGAGAUCUUUGAGGAAUCAUAUCGACAGGUGAUGAAGAUGAGGCCGAAGGACCUGUGGAAAAGGCUAAUGGUGAAGUUUAGAGGGGAAGAGGGGCUCGACUAUGGAGGGGUGGCCAGGGAGUGGCUUUAUCUGCUGUCACAUGAGAUGCUGAACCCGUACUACGGCCUGUUCCAGUACUCCCGCGAUGACAUCUACACACUGCAGAUAAACCCAGACUCUGCUGUCAACCCUGAGCACUUGUCAUACUUUCACUUUGUGGGCCGUAUCAUGGGGAUGGCAGUGUUCCAUGGCCACUACAUAGACGGAGGCUUUACUCUGCCCUUCUACAAACAGCUGCUGGGUAAACCCAUCACCCUGGACGACAUGGAGUCCGUUGACCCUGACCUGCACAACAGCCUCGUCUGGAUUCUGGACAAUGACAUCACAGGUGUGCUGGACCACACCUUCUGCGUAGAACACAAUGCUUAUGGAGAGAUCAUCCAGCAUGAGCUGAAGCCCAACGGUAAGAGCAUCCCCGUCACCCAGGACACCAAGAAGGAGUACGUCCGGCUCUACGUCAACUGGCGUUUUCUGCGAGGCAUAGAGGCCCAGUUCCUGGCUCUACAGAAGGGCUUCAAUGAGGUCAUCCCCCAGCACCUGCUCAAGGCUUUCGAUGAGAAGGAGCUAGAGCUGAUCGUAUGUGGCCUGGGUAAAAUCGACAUCAACGACUGGAAGUCCAACACGCGGCUCAAACACUGCACUCCGGACAGCAACAUUGUUAAAUGGUUCUGGAAAGCUGUGGAGUCGUUCGACGAGGAGCGCAGAGCCCGGCUGCUGCAGUUUGUCACUGGCUCCUCCAGAGUUCCUCUGCAGGGCUUCAAGGCCCUGCAAGGUGCUGCCGGCCCACGGCUCUUUACCAUCCACCAGAUUGAUGCCAGCACCAACAACCUGCCCAAGGCCCACACCUGUUUCAAUCGGAUUGACAUUCCUCCCUAUGAGCACUAUGACAAACUGUACGACAAGUUGCUCACUGCCAUCGAGGAGACGUGCGGCUUUGCUGUGGAGUGAGUCACUAAUGCAGGCAGGGCUUUACAACAACUAGAAGCAACAUGGUUUGGCCAUGAUGAGCCCCCCUUCCCCCAACAAAUCAAUCCACACAGACAGGGGGGUCAUUCACGGUUGCUUCACCCUGGGACGCCCAUACUUCCCAGGGACAUGUGGCCAAGCAAAGAGAGGGUGGGCAGAGAAGACCAGAAAAUGUUAUCUGACUGGGGGUUUUUUUAGGCCCUCUCGCCCUCCUUUAUGUCUUUUUUUUAAUCAUUGAAAAGGAUCUCUUCAGCUGCUAAUAACUCAGACUAUUUACUAACUUGUGGAACCUGCAAAAUUUGCUGGCUCUUCCCUUUUUUUCUAAGUUCAUUUUAGCAUUUAAAAAAUAGACUGUAUCCAUGUAGCAAUGCUCCAUUUUACCAAGCAGAACACAAGCUCAGUCCACUCUGAAAUGACAUUAACGAGACUGGUUUGUUUGCUAGAUUACAGGGUUAUUAUUGGUUACCACAACCACUUGGAAACACUAAAUUUGGAUGCGGAGUGUGCAUGACUCGGGCUGUUUGGUGCCUCAGAGUGAUCACGCUGGGGCUAUCAGUAAUGCCAAGGCUGGAAAAACAGGGAUGUGUGCGGAUGAGAAGGCAAGACUAGAGACUGAAUUAGGCAGAGCCCGACUGUUUACAACCCUCUCCAAAGACAGCAGCGGGGACCUCUGCUCCUGAGUCGCUGCCCAACAACUAGCGCUGCAUUCCCAGAAAUCCUACUUCACACGUUUGACAGCUAGUUUUGUUUGAAAAUGAAUAAAUGAAUGAAUAGCUUGAAAUGUGUUAUUUUUAUAUAACAGGGAAAAUUGAAAAAGAAACAAUAAAAUUCUAUAUAAUAUAUAUAAUUUAUUGUUGUUAUAUUUCAGAAACCCCUUUCCAUUGUUUCAGAAACAUAAAAUCUUUUAAAUGUUAAGUGUUACUGUUUAAAUUAUAGAAGACAAUUUGUGAAAACAGAGUUAAGCUUGAUGGGACUUCACUAAAGAAGGCUGUGGUUUAUUUCUUGACAUAACCUCUCUCAUUCUGUAGGUGAGGUAUGUCUCAAGGGCAAAAAAUCUUAAAAUCACAAUGUCCUCUGAGUGCCAUAAACAUUUUGAAUGAAUGAGUCUUUGCAAAUAUUGAGCGGACCCUUUAAAUUCUACUGAUUUCACCAUGGAGCUACAUAUGGUGGUGUGUUGUUUCCCUUCUACUACCCUUUUUUUAACAGUUCGUCAUUUGUAGCUGAGCUAUAUUAAUGUCACAAGCAUGAAAACUACCAUUAAUUUCUAAUGGUAUUCUGUUCAAAAGAGUCCAAAGUCCAUCAUACUCUGUUUUGUGUUGUCGUUGAGGGGGAAAAAAGAAAAACCUCUACUACCUUCUAGCCAUGUGGUGCUAAACAGCAUUAACUUUUGUCUUAUAUUGGCGACCUUACUCACUGACAUACUACUGCUUAAAGUGCACAGUACACUGCUCAUGCUCAUACCUGUUUGUGGCCACAAAACAUUUCCAAGAAAUCAAGAGCUCUACCUAGCCACACUCUCAGGAGACGUCAUGCGUACUUCGUAAUGUCAUUUGAUUCGACGACCGACAUGAAAUUCCGACCAUUUGUCUUGAUUUCCUGAAUGUUAAAGGGGGUUAAAGGGGCAAUGUUUUGCCCACAGCAGAUGAUUAACACAGCAAUCGUUGCAUGUUUCCAUAUGUGCUUUUGAUUGAUAGUGAACUGAAUGAGAUGAACUCCUGUUUAAACCUGCUAUACAGUCCUAUCAGUGAUGUUUUGUUUUUUUUAAGAGAAAGGGGGACUGUUUUCUACGAUUAAAAAUGAAAUCCUUGAAUGUUUUCAGAAGAUGCUGCCUGUCUAGCAAUCUCUAUGACCGUGGACUGUUCUUAACGUUUGCAUACACUAAAAAAAAACAAAGCAAAACAGUUCGUUUUCAUUCUUUUAUGUAGACGAGUGUAUGCAAAGUGAAAAGUGUCCUCAGAUGGUGCUUUGUACAGUAAUAAGAUAUUGUUCAUAUAUGUGGAUCAAACAACCUGUAAUUUAUCUUUAACUUAAGUAGAAAAAGAUUUUCUUGAACUGAAAAGAGGAAUUGCACACAAACCAAAUGAGGUUGCCAUGUGUAUUUAAUGGUGACUUCUGCACCAGAUACUCAUUCACCUUUAAGUCCAGUGCACAAGCUGAUCGCCCUACUGUCUGUUCUUACACUACAUUACUCAGCAUUGCCCCGUAGCUGCCUCUCAUUGAAGAACUGAACUUUUUAUUAAACAAGUCAAAGUUGAGAGAUGCCGCUUUCUUUUUUUUUUAAUAGCAUGAUCCACUUAGCAGGACUAUAUCUCUCAUAGCUGACUGAUGCAAUUUGAUGUAUGUUAACACUAUCAUUUUGUAAGAGUAUUUUAUUUUUGUGUGUAAUUAGUUCUAAUUAAACUUGCCUUUGUCUAACAAUG
This is a messenger RNA of Toxotes jaculatrix (banded archerfish), 5088 nucleotides long. It is a transcript of the gene smurf2, whose product is annotated as SMAD specific E3 ubiquitin protein ligase 2. The record is from RefSeq and is a predicted model, not a curated record. NCBI's taxonomy places the organism in Eukaryota, Metazoa, Chordata, Actinopteri, Toxotidae. Gene Ontology annotation, biological process: ubiquitin-dependent protein catabolic process; negative regulation of BMP signaling pathway. The transcript has 19 exons. Gene Ontology annotation, molecular function: protein binding; ubiquitin protein ligase activity. Bases 338 to 2650 code for a protein of 770 amino acids.